Phytomonas sp. Hart1 is the source of this 828-nucleotide messenger RNA. NCBI's taxonomy places the organism in Eukaryota, Euglenozoa, Kinetoplastea, Trypanosomatida, Trypanosomatidae. The record is from the annotation of a GenBank genome assembly.
GAUGUUGAUAGGAAUUCAAAGGAACUGAUUAAUACCAAAGAACACAUUCAAGCAAGACACAGUAUUCAAAACAUCAAAAUGUUGAAGUUCACCAUUGCUUAUUCAAGCAAGCGUGACAUCCUUACUGGUGAUAAGGAAAAGGAUAAAACGCACCGAUACUUACGGAAAUCAGCAUAUGCCGGCGCUGAUACAAAACUAAGUUCUGAGAACUAUAAUACUAAAGCAGCCGCAAAACCAGGGAUGACCCCUCCACAACAGCGGUUUACUCUCAUUCAUCCGUUACCUUCCAUGACUAACAGUGGCAACAUCGACGUUGCUGACUUCUGUGGAGUAAAAUUGAAAUAAAAAAUAAUAACAAAAGGUGAAUCACUCAUGUAUUUAAGUAUAAUAGCCUUUACAAUAUGAUAUAUAUAUAUAUAUAUAUAUGAACAUAUGUUUACGCGUAUGUUUAUGCAUUAAUACAAGGGUUUAGAUUUUGCUAGUUAGAAUACCUAAAAAAAUUGGAAAGAAUAUCUAUUAAUUGUUACUUUAGUUACUUACAGAAGCCCUACAUUUAAAAGGAAAAGACUAUAUCCUUUCCUCUUGGUAGAUUUCAGAAAUAUAUAUGCUAUGCUAAUACAACUGAAAUAAAAUAUCACUACAUAGUUACGAUGUAGCUAAAUUAUAAAUAAGAAUCGACAAAGAUGAAAAUAUACAUUUUAGUGCCUCGUGAACCUACCUAAUUCUUUGGGUGUACGUGCGUCCCUUUUUGGUUUAGGGUCAAAAGGUGAAACCACAAUACAAAACCAAUUAAUUUUUUUUAUGAAUCUUGAUGACGCUAGUGGAAUA